Messenger RNA from Calliphora vicina (urban bluebottle blowfly), 1425 nucleotides. It is a transcript of the gene Lip1, whose product is annotated as Lipase 1. Lineage: Eukaryota; Metazoa; Arthropoda; Insecta; Diptera; Calliphoridae. The coding region runs from base 1 to 1317 and encodes 438 amino acids. Gene Ontology annotation, biological process: lipid metabolic process. The transcript is spliced from 6 exons. Gene Ontology annotation, molecular function: hydrolase activity, acting on ester bonds. The record is from RefSeq and is a predicted model, not a curated record.
AUGGAACAUUUCGACGUUCAAUACGUGUUAUUGUGUUUUUUAUUAAUAAAUGUUUUCAUAAAUCGUGUUAACUCCCAAUUUAUUGAUGAAGAUGAGGAGGAUAGUAACGAGGAUGAAACGGAGGAGGAGAAGGCCGAACGUAAAAGUAUUACAGAGGAUUCCUAUUUGACAGUGGAUAAAUUAAUUGCUAAAUAUGGGUAUCCAGCUGAAGUCCAUACUGUCACCACGGAUGAUGGUUACAUUUUAACCAUGCAUCGUAUACGUGGCAAACAAGGUGCUCAACCAUUUUUCUUGCAACAUGGUCUCGUUGAUAGCUCAGCAGGUUACGUUAUUAUGGGUCCAAACAUAAGUCUUGCCUACCUUCUUGCCGACCGCAACUACGAUGUAUGGAUGGGCAAUGCGCGUGGCAAUCGUUACUCCCGCAAUCACACCACCUUAGAUCCGGAAGGUAAAAAGUUCUGGGAAUUUAGUUGGCAUGAAAUUGGUGUUUACGAUCUGCCAGCCAUGAUUGAUUAUGUACUCAAAACCACUGGCUUUAAAAAGUUACAAUAUGCUGGCCAUUCUCAAGGUUGUACGGCAUUCUUUGUCAUGUGUUCCAUGAGACCAGAAUACAACAAUAAAAUUAUUAUGAUGCAGGCCAUGGCACCGGCAGUGUAUGCCAGAGAGACAGAGGAACAUCCCUAUAUAAGAGCCAUCAAUUUGUACUUUAAUAGUUUGGUGGGCAGUUCUAUAACGGAAAUGUUUAAUGGUGAAUUUCGUUUUCUGUGUCGCAUGACCGAGGAAACGGAGAGGCUGUGCAUAGAGGCGGUGUUUGGAAUAGUGGGACGCAAUUGGGGAGAAUUUAAUAGGAAAAUGUUUCCCGUUAUCUUGGGCCAUUAUCCGGCUGGUGUGGCCGCCAAACAGGUCAAACAUUUUAUACAAAUUAUCAAAACUGGCAAAUUUGCUCCCUACAGUUAUAGUUCCAAUAAAAAUAUGUUGCUGUAUAAGGAACGUGAACCUCCACGCUAUAACUUGACGGCGGUAACAGUACCCACUUAUGUUUAUUAUUCAUCCAAUGAUCUGCUCUGUCAUCCCUCAGAUGUGGAGGACAUGUAUAACGAUUUAGGUCGGCCCUUGGGCAAAUAUUUGGUGCCUCAAAAAGAAUUCAAUCAUAUGGAUUUCUUGUGGGCUUUAAAUGUUAGAAAACUGGUGUACACCAGAAUGCUGCAAGUAUUGGCUGGCAAGACUGUUAAGGAGAGACGUGAUAAUGUGAGUGUAUAUCCUACAGUGGGAAAAGAAGCUUCGAAAGAAUUGCUGAUUGAAAAAGCAGGGAUUUAGUGAAAUGCUAAUAUUUUCGAAUUAGUUUUUUAAGUAUUUAUUGUUUAUUUGUAAGUAUUUAUUUUAUUUAUAUGCAAAGAAUAAAAGAAAAUUUUUAAACCAAAAAAA